AGACAAUUGGCUUCUCACCGGAAGAGUCAUUCAACAUUCACCAAGCAAAGCGCAUCUUACUUUCACCCAUAUAAAAAGUCGUAACUUUCUGUUAUCUGACAAGAUAUCUCCUGCCAGCUCCAACCUCCGAUUUUCCACUUUUCCCCAGCUGCGACACUCUCAAUACCCCACCAUAUUCAAACUAUCAAAAUCAAACAGAAAUGGAGCAGAGGAAAGAGGAAGUAAUUCGCAGACCUUUAUAUGGUAAGAAUUACCAUCUUUUCAACGAUUUCGAUCCUGAUGAAAUCCAGUUUAUGAUCUUCCGAAGGAUAUUCUCAGCACCUUAGAACGAAAGGAAGGCGAUGGUCCAGAACCCCAGCAGCAAGAUUUCCCUACAUUAGGCACGACCGCAGAAUCGAGGCCCGAAUCGAGAGCAGAAAGCACAGAUGGCUCGAAAUCAUGUACACUGUGCGGAGUACCAUUUCAUACGGUUGAAGACCAGCGAGGCCAUGUGCGAUCAGAUUUACAUGGGUACAAUCUAAAGCAACGACUACGAGGGGCAAAACCAGUAUCGGAAAAUGAAUUUGAGAAGCUUAUUGGAGGUAUGGAUAAUCCGUGGAUGUUUGAGGAUAUAUGCUGAUAAUUUCUAGAUCUAAAUGAGAGUUUAUCAGGUUCCGAUUCUUCUGAUUCGGAAGAUAACGAAGAGGGAGGAGCUCGUGAGGAGACUACACUAAGUGCUCUACUGAAAAAGCAGGCAGCGAUAUCUUCGAAAGAUGCACCCGAUGAAGAUAAUUUGGUUUCCAAGAAAAAUCCCACGAGCUCUGGAAAGGCGCCAUUGUACUGGUUCACAACUCCAAGUCUACCCAAAAACACAUACUUGGGGAUAUACAGAGCAAUUUUCACGACGACAGAGCAAGAAAAUGAGUCUUCUUUGGUCGAGAUUGUGCAAGGGAAGCAGCUGGCACCAAAACCUCAAUUGAAAAUACCACUCGACCCAAAAGGAGUUCCAUUACCAGAAUCUUACAAAGAACCUCAUAUCUUUUUAUGUAUGAUUGGCGGUGGCCAUUUUGCGGCCAUGGUCGUGUCGCUCUCACCGAAACAAUCGAAACAUUCCGGUCCUUUGAUGCGCGAGGCCACAGUACUGGCCCAUAAGACGUUUCACCGAUAUACUACUCGUCGAAAACAGGGUGGAGCUCAAUCCGCGAAUGAUUCUGCUAAAGGAGCUGCACACUCAGCUGGUGCUGAUCUGAGAAGAUACAACGAGCAGGCUCUUACCGAAGAAGUUAGACAGCUUCUUCAAGAUUGGAAGGGAAUGAUUGAUACUUCAGAGCUUCUAUUUCUUCGAGCCACCGGGAAUACGAAUAGGAGAACACUUUUUGGUCCAUAUGACGGGCAGGUUCUGCGACAAAACGAUAAAAGAAUACGAGGAUUUCCUUUUAGCACCAAGAGAGCGACUCAAAAUGAAUUGAUGCGCUCAUUUGUCGAGCUUACCAGAGUCAAGGUCUUAGAAGUGGACGAAGCUGCAUUGCUAGCCGCAAAACAAGCAGCAGAAAACAAGGCCGCAUCCAAAGUUGCCAAAACAGCUGCCCCAGCGCCGCCAAAACGAACUGAAGAGGAAGAAACAGCACUUCUACAUACCUCUCAAAUCCAGGCGUUAAUACGACGCUCCAAACUUCCUGCCUUGCUCUCAUAUAUUAAAACUAACUCCCUUUCGCCGAAUUUCCGCUUCACACCUGCGGAUACUCAACAAAACCACCACGCUCCUACCCCCCUACAUUUUGCAGCCUCUCAAAACUCCGCACCACUAGUCACUGGCUUAUUAGUCAAAGGAGGCGCCGACCCAACGAUAGAAAAUGGCGAAGGAAAAACACCAUUCGACCUCUCCGGCGACCGAGCAACCCGAGACGCCUUCCGCGUCGCCCGCCACGAACUAGGAGACAGCGCCUUUGACUGGAGCAAAAGCAACAUUCCCUCCGCAAUAUCCAAGUCCCAAGCCAAAUCACGAGAAAAGGAGGCCAAAGCUGAAGAUGCGAAAGCGGAAUCGGAAAGAAGGAAAACGGAAGAGGAGAGGUUAAAAUCCGAGGGUCCGAAGGUUAAUGAGGGGGGACUGGGGAAAAUGGCGGAAAGGAAGAGGAUGAAGGUUCUCGGGGAGGUGGCGAAGACUGCGCAGCAGAAGAGGGAGGAGGAGGCGAGGGGACUGACGCCUGAGAUGAGGAUGAGACUUGAUAGGGAGAGGAGGGCUAGGGCUGCGGAGGAGAGGAUGAAGAAGAUGGCUUCUGGGAGUUAAUAUAGCCGACCAGGCCAAUUGCAAGGGCUAUUAAAUUAGGGGGCAUUUUGGUCAACUACCGAUAAACAAAUAAGAAUAAUAUUUAGAUUUUGAAGUCGUUCAUAG
This is a messenger RNA of Hymenoscyphus albidus, 2371 nucleotides long. Lineage: Eukaryota; Fungi; Ascomycota; Leotiomycetes; Helotiales; Helotiaceae. The record is from the annotation of a GenBank genome assembly.